Tachyglossus aculeatus (Australian echidna) is the source of this 3561-nucleotide messenger RNA. RefSeq lists its product as uncharacterized. The record is from RefSeq and is a predicted model, not a curated record. Gene Ontology annotation, molecular function: double-stranded RNA binding; tRNA binding; nucleotidyltransferase activity. Bases 1 to 2640 code for a protein of 879 amino acids. Gene Ontology annotation, biological process: regulation of translational fidelity. The transcript has 9 exons. Gene Ontology annotation, cellular component: cytoplasm. NCBI's taxonomy places the organism in Eukaryota, Metazoa, Chordata, Mammalia, Monotremata, Tachyglossidae.
AUGACAUCAGGAGAUGAAAAUUCACUACAUCAUUCGGUAGGCCUUCUGGGGAUUUCUGCAGGAUCCCUCCUCCUAACUGCGAAUUCGUACAGCUUCACCCGGGAGGUCCCUCUGAUCCCCAGCACAGCUGUCGGGGUGCUUCUGGUCAUCUUAGCUGCCCUCCUGGCAUAUGCAGGGGUUCGGAGAAGCCGGAAAAGUACACCGUUGUUUGUCUCCCUCUGCCUGGCCAUCUCCAUGCUGUGGUGCAGCUACGGACUCAGCUGCAUCUUGGGGGGCCAAGGGGUGCUGCCCAAAGCCGUUGAUUUCCGUAACGCCACCGUCCCAGGGUUGGCAGCUUUCAGCCUGGCGCUCUUCAUCUUGGGGGUGGUCGGGUUUCUGCAGAAGGACGUUCCCCCGGCCAUGGUGUCCUGUGCCAUCUCACUCGCCUGCGCCCAUGACAUCGCCAGGCUCUACGACGUUGCCUUCGGCUCCUCGGCCACGGCCGGCAACCAUCUGAUCGUCUGCCUCGUUGGGCUCUAUUUCGGGAUAGGGAGGGUCCUUGACUUUCUCACCGGUGGGAGGGUUACCCUUCCAGGGACCCAGGGACCCAAAAGUCAACAAUCCAGAGGCCGAGGUCGAAGCCACGGUGGGAACGUGAAUGACUUGGCGGUCGUCGGCCUGAUCUCCAACAUGAUCUCUGCCAGCGUCUUUGGGUGUAGGCUUCUAGGAGUGAGCGAUGAUCUGUCUGCGGGUCAAGUGCCUUGGCUCUGGACAGCAGGCGUUUACCAACUGGGGGUUUGCAUUUUCUCCUACCGCUCUUUCGACCUGCCGGCCGCCACGUUCUUCGGCUUCGCCUCAGUCCUGAAGUUUGCCGGAGGCUAUUCCCUCCUGUACAGGACCUGGCAGACAGAGGAACCGGUUUUUCCCGUGCCACUGUUGGUGGUGUUCGCUUUCCUCUUCUCCGUCCUGGCGCUUUUCGCCACAGGGAAGAGCCUUCUCGAUGGCCUGUACUUGCUCUUCUUUACCGCCCACUGCGUCGUGUUGGCCUGCCAUCCCAGCGGCUUCUUCGGAGGGGGUCCUCAGGCAGUCGACGUGGCCGUUUUCGUGGCCUCGGCCUCCAUGACCGCGGUCUACUCUUACAACGCGAAAGCGGGCUUCAAAAUCCCAACAGGGGAGGGGACGGUCAAGGCCCUGUUCUCUCGAACCCGUCUCUUCAAGCUCCGCCAGGCUAAAGACCUCCGCGAUCCCGACCUGGGCUACUCCAAGUACGCGGACGCGGAGGGGCUGGGCUACGGGUGCGGCCUCCUUGCCUCUUUCGCGAUCGCUAAGGCGGUGGAUCCGCAGGCCCCCCUUGCCGCUGUUAUCCUGCCUUGGGUCGUGGUGGCCGGAGGGAUUCUGCAGCUCAUCCCUGGCUUUGUGGCCUUCUCCCGAGGCAAGACACUGGAGAGCAGUGCCUUCGUUCUCUACGGGAUCACGUGGAUCAUCUGGGGCUCGGCCAGGUACGGUGGCAUCUGUGCCACCACCCGGGGCUUCCACUUGGCCGUGGGCAUCAUGGCGAUCAUGGUCCUGAACUGCUUCAUCAUCUUCAGCUCGCUCUUCCUGAGCAUCGCCUGGUUUUUUUACUCCCUCACCUUUGAGCUCAUCCUUAUCAGCUUCCUCUUGGACGCCAUCGACGCCACGCCGCUCGGCUAUGACACUGCCGUCGCUAUCACCUUUGGGGUGGUGAGCUUCUACUGCUUUAUGUCCUCGGUAUUCAACGGCACCUUUGAAAGCCCCCAGCUUCCCCUGGGGAGCCCUUUCCUGAAGCUCAGUGGCAUUCAGGGAGGAAAAAACCGAUGUCCCCAUCUCCCUGCCAGGAAGGCUUCUUCAGUAAAGCAAAUUGCAGAAAUCAUGAAAAAUGGAGGAGCCUGUGGCAUUCCCACAGACACGGUCUAUGUGCUGGUAGCAGCUUGCAAUCGACCCGAUGCAGUGGAGAAGGCUUACAACACCAAGAAACAAGCCCAGGACCGUCCCAUGUCCUUGUGGAUCUCCAGUCUGCGCCAGCUGGAGCCGGCCAAGCAUCUGUUCCACCCGAUUCUCUGGGCUUUCAUGGAGGCCGCCUGGCCUUCCCCGAUCAGCGUGGUCGUCCCUCGAGGGGAUUGGGUAGACCACUUGGGGCUGAAAACCUCCGCUAGAUAUGUCGGCACUUCUCAGAGCAUCGCUAUCCGGAUUCCCGACUGUUCAGUCACCACUCACCUCAUCGACCUGGUGGGGCCCAUUGCGGUCACCUCAGCCAAUCCUACCGGAGAAGCAGACACCACUCACCACAGUCAGGUCUACGCUAAGCUGGGAGACAAGGUUGAUGGGGUCCUUUGUGCCGGGCCAUCUCCAGAGAACAUUGCUUCUACUGUUGUGGACUGCACCAAGAUCGAGAGUGGUAACAUAGGAUUUUUCAGAGUUGGCAUUGUUCCCAAAUCUCAGGUCUUACAGAUCCUGGAGAGAGUGCAAAGGAGCCACAAUCUGGGUCAGAUCAGCACGGUCUCCGAGGAGGAAAAAGAUUCCUCAAAACAGCCUCUGGGAGCCGUUUCGAAUGGAAAGCCCACAGCCAGCUCAGACAGCCUAGCCGAGGCUUCGUAUGCCAAUGGAGGAUUUGGCAACGAAGAGGAAGAUGUGAGGCUCUGAAGAAGCAGAAGGCGUUUGGUGACAUGUCGUUGUAGGAGCAUCUGAGGAGAAGUGGGUAGUGAAACCACUGUUCAAAAGAGAAAAUGAAUUGUGCCCAGCACCGGUUUAAACCUAGCUGGAACCCUGAUUCACAACGAUCGUCUUUGCUUCCCUCUCCUUCUGCAACAUGUCACCUGUUAUUCUUCAACUGGUCAGAAAAGUAUUCUUGUUUAGUCAGGUGUAAAUGUAUUUAUUAGAAGAGGUCCAUGGGACUGAGACUCUUCAGAAACUGAAAAGAAAAUUGAAAUGCAUAAAACUGAAAGUUUAUGAAAUGGCAGGACUUUGUUUGCUCUUGGUGCCCUCCGUUUUGUCUUCCCUGGCUGGCCUAUUCACUGUGACCUGGCCGAUCUUCUCCCUGGCACAGGCAUAAUUUGAGGUUCCUAAGCAAAAGGACAUAAGAAAGGCCAUGGCUGAGCUAGAUGUGUGGUCCUCCCAACCCACUAUGUUAUCUCCCACGGUGGCAAUGAAGGAGUCUCAGAGGAACCAUGUAAUGGUCUCCCACUUUUACAUCCAUCCUAAUACGUAUGGAUGUACCAUCUAGCAUCACUAACUUUUCUCUCAAGCCAUAGCUUUCCCUUCAGGAACUCAUUAUGAACUUUUCUCGUUAAGUUAUAUAAACCUUUCUUGAACCAGCUGUUAUUUUCUACUUGCAUCACAUUUUGUUGUAAAAAAUUUUCCCAAGAUUAAACUAUUCCUAUUUCAUUUCUUUGAACCUGCCAACAUUAGUCUUCCCGCUGGAUGUGGAAUACUGGGAACAGUAAUUCCAUGUUUAUCUUGUCCAGUCAUCCCUUAUUUUGUAAACUUCGACCAUGUCUUCACUCAACUAUCGUCUUCCCUGACUGCAGAGUCUUUGGUUUUCAGCAGGCUUUACAAAAAUAACUU